This is a messenger RNA of Loxodonta africana (African savanna elephant), 1549 nucleotides long. It is a transcript of the gene MPPED1, whose product is annotated as metallophosphoesterase domain containing 1. Bases 1 to 981 code for a protein of 326 amino acids. The transcript is spliced from 6 exons. The record is from RefSeq and is a predicted model, not a curated record. Gene Ontology annotation, molecular function: hydrolase activity. NCBI's taxonomy places the organism in Eukaryota, Metazoa, Chordata, Mammalia, Proboscidea, Elephantidae.
AUGUGGCGCCCUAGGUGGGAUGCCGGCGUCCUGAAGGCAGAGGCCCUGGCCCUCCUUCCCUGCGGCCUGGGCAUGGCCUUCUCCCAGUCCCACGUCAUGGCCGCUCGGCGCCACCAGCACAGCCGGCUUAUCAUCGAGGUGGACGAGUACAGCUCCAACCCCACCCAGGCCUUCACCUUCUACAACAUCAACCAGGGCCGCUUCCAGCCGCCGCACGUGCAGAUGGUGGACCCGGUGCCUCACGACGCCCCCAAACCGCCUGGCUACACCCGCUUUGUCUGCGUCUCCGACACCCACUCGAGGACCGACCCCAUCCAGAUGCCCUAUGGCGAUGUGCUCAUCCACGCAGGUGACUUCACGGAGCUGGGGCUGCCGAGCGAGGUGAAGAAGUUCAACGAGUGGCUUGGCAACCUACCCUACGAGUACAAGAUUGUGAUCGCUGGCAACCACGAGCUGACCUUUGACCAGGAGUUCAUGGCCGACCUCAUCAAGCAGGACUUCUAUUACUUCCCAUCCGUGUCGAAGCUGAAACCUGAGAACUACGAGAACGUGCAGUCACUGCUGACCAACUGUAUCUACCUGCAGGACUCGGAGGUCACCGUGCGCGGCUUCCGGGUCUAUGGCUCCCCAUGGCAGCCCUGGUUUUAUGGCUGGGGCUUUAACCUCCCUCGAGGCCAAGCCCUGCUGGAGAAAUGGAACCUCAUUCCUGAAGGUGUAGACAUCCUGAUAACCCAUGGACCACCGCUGGGCUUCCUGGACUGGGUCCCCAAGAAGAUGCAGCGGGUGGGCUGCGUGGAGCUGCUCAACACGGUGCAGAGGCGCGUCCAGCCACGGCUGCACGUCUUCGGCCAUAUCCACGAAGGGUAUGGUGUCAUGGCCGACGGGACGACUACCUAUGUGAAUGCAUCCGUGUGCACUGUGAACUACCAGCCUGUGAACCCACCCAUAGUUAUCGACCUUCCCACACCCCGGAACUCCUGACUGCUCCCCGUUGCCCAUCCCUGCCUGCCCACGUGUGUCAGCUACAUACACCUGGCCAAGAGCACGGACCCCCACCACCCUUCCUUCCAUGCAGGACAACCCAGAUGACUUGUCUGGCUCUGGGGAUGGGCUGAGGCCUUGGAAUGAAGAGAACCCCUCUGACUCUUCAGGCCCCUGUCCCCUGGGGUCGGGACCCUGCGUGGCCCUGUUAGGGUUCCGCAAGCAUCACGUUUUCUGCGUGUACAUCCUGUGUGUACCUCCUUGAAGGACUAAUCAGCUCAUGGCCCGCCUUGCUUGGGAGGUGAUCAAAUCCUCAUCCUUCCCGGUUGGACACCUUCGUGGUUCAAGAAGUCACUGCCCUUGGGCCACCUGGGACAGGUGUUGGAAGUUCUCGCACAAAACCUCCCUCUAACUGAGGGUCUGUGUGGUUGGGGAGCCCCAGGGGUGGGGGCUUGGUGGGAGGUUUUGUAGCCUGGGCUCAGACAGUCCUCCUUCUCCUCUCAGCCUGCCUUGAGGCUGACCCCUUGGCAGGAGGGGGCGUUCAGGGACAUCUCAGGAAUCCGGGCCU